Parus major (Great Tit) is the source of this 2443-nucleotide messenger RNA. It is a transcript of the gene MC3R, whose product is annotated as melanocortin 3 receptor. The record is from RefSeq and is a predicted model, not a curated record. NCBI's taxonomy places the organism in Eukaryota, Metazoa, Chordata, Aves, Passeriformes, Paridae. The transcript has a single exon. Gene Ontology annotation, molecular function: peptide hormone binding; melanocyte-stimulating hormone receptor activity. Gene Ontology annotation, cellular component: membrane. Gene Ontology annotation, biological process: G protein-coupled receptor signaling pathway. Bases 453 to 1430 code for a protein of 325 amino acids.
UUUCUUGCAUGUAUAAAUCCCUUCGUUCUCGUCUCCUUUCUUGCCACUGAAAUAGCAACAGAUGCUUGGCUGAGCUGUAACAUGCUGGCGAGCAAGCUGCCCCUGCAGACGGGAGAACUCCGUGCUUUUGAUCUCCGGGAGAGCUGAACCCAGCGAUGUCCUGCUGCCGAUUCCUCCCUGCAGGGAAAACUGUUCGCUGCCUACGGGCUGUGGAGCUCACUUGCUUCUAAAGGAAAGAGCAGCCUGGCAUAAAACUCACAGUAAAUGCAGAUUGUUUGAUGUUUGCACUUGUAAAAGUGACUAAAGCCCUGCCGGAUUCCACCCCAUAUGCACAGCAGCAGCUUGGAAGGACUUGUUUACCUUUUCCUUUUUUCUUUGUUUUUUUUUCCCUCUCUUUUUAACCUGUGCUCUCUCAGGUCCAGUCACCGGUGAGCUCAGCUCCUCUGCUGACAAUGAACACCACACACUUUGCAUUCUCAUUUCAGCCCGUGCCGCUUAACGCCACCGAAGACUUCAACGACUCCGUCCCGAACAACAGGAGCGGUGACGGAUUUUGCGAGCAGGUCUUCAUCAAAGCCGAGGUCUUCUUGACUCUGGGGAUCAUCAGCCUGCUGGAGAACAUCCUUGUCAUUCUGGCAGUGCUGAAGAACGGGAACCUGCACUCUCCCAUGUAUUUCUUCCUCUGCAGCCUGGCUGUGGCAGAUAUGUUGGUGAGCAUGUCGAACGCCCUGGAGACCAUCAUGAUCGCAAUCCUCAGCAACGGCUACCUGAUCAUUGACGACCACUUCAUCCAGCACAUGGACAAUGUUUUUGACUCAAUGAUUUGUAUUUCUCUGGUAGCCUCCAUUUGCAACCUCCUGGUCAUAGCCAUCGACAGGUACAUCACUAUUUUCUAUGCCCUCCGUUACCACAGCAUCAUGACGGUGAAGAAAGCCCUGACCCUCAUUGUGCUCAUUUGGGUGGCUUGCAUCAUCUGUGGCAUCAUUUUCAUUGCCUACUCGGAGAGCAAAACUGUCAUUGUGUGUCUCAUCACCAUGUUCUUCACCAUGCUGCUGCUCAUGGCCUCGCUGUACGUGCACAUGUUCCUGUUCGCCCGCCUGCACGUCAAGCGCAUCGCGGCGCUGCCCGUCGAGGGCGUGCCCCCCCAGCGCACCUGCAUGAAGGGGGCCGUCACCAUCACCAUCCUCCUGGGGGUCUUCAUUGUCUGCUGGGCGCCCUUCUUCCUCCACCUCAUCCUCAUCAUCUCCUGCCCCAUGAACCCCUACUGCAUCUGCUACACCGCGCACUUCAACACCUACCUGGUGCUGAUCAUGUGCAACUCCGUCAUCGACCCGCUCAUUUACGCCUUCAGGAGCCUGGAGAUGAGGAAGACUUUCAAAGAAAUCGUGUGUUGCUGCUAUGACAUGAGUGUGGGACAGUGCAUGCUGUAAACAGCUGGCUUUGGGUGGAAAAAACACGCCACAGGUGUAUAAAUAUAAAUAUAUUUAUGUAUAUAUUGAGAUACAGAGCAGCUCACUUUAAACGCAGUGCCUGAAGGAAGGGUGCAGGAAAGACAAAAGCCUCCUACAUGAUGCCUUGUUUCUUACUUUUUAGAGUGAAAACUAGUUUCAACUGAAUUAUUUGAAGUUUUUUAAAUAGUUAUAAUGGAAGGAAAUCCAGAGUGGCUCACAAAACAAAACUUACUGGGGAAAAUGAAUCCUGAAAGGGAAUGCCACCUUCUAGAGACUGAGAUAAGAUUCCCUCUAGCAUUCGUUUGUGCCUGUUGCUUUAUCUCUGUGCCACUGCCAACAAAUCGGUGUUUUCUGAAAGAUUUCAAUAGUAACCUCUGUGGAAAGCUAUUUUUCCAAACACCAUCAGGUAACAGCAUUGCUCUUACACCUAUGUCUCCACCUUUUAAUGAAAGAAUAGGUUGACAUUUUUGCUGCUUGCCAUAAAGCAAUUUUUGUACAAUUUUCAAAGGGUGAAACAUUUCUCUUGCACUGAAAUCAGUUCUCACUACAGUAUCAGUGACAGUGUGGCUCCAACAGCUGCCUGAUAGGAUUGACUCAUGUCAAGGCUUUUACAUUAUUUAUUGUGAUAUAAGAAUAUUAUAUCUUUGAAUUUUUAAUUAUUUUUUUAAAGCUGGAAUGUCCUGAUCAAUGUAGUGAUUGCUGUGUUUGUAAAAACUCAUAGGAGUCUCCAUUUGAUAAAUCCUAACUCAUGAAAUCCAUGGAUCUGAACAUCAGAAAGAGCUAAAAAUCAAAAUACUUUGGGUAAAAGCUGCAGGGAGUCCUUAGAAAUAUCCAUGUGUGAGUUCAGCAGCUGGAAGAAACCAGGUGUGUGUGGCAGAGAGGGCUUUAUCCACAGAGAAAUAAAUGUCCUGGAGCAGUGUUUUCUUAGUUCAGCUUUACCCUGCCCUGGGAACAGGAGAGCACUGCCAGCCUUUCCCAGCCCCACGGGUGGC